Messenger RNA from Orycteropus afer afer, 4023 nucleotides. The record is from RefSeq and is a predicted model, not a curated record. NCBI's taxonomy places the organism in Eukaryota, Metazoa, Chordata, Mammalia, Tubulidentata, Orycteropodidae.
AUGCCCCACAGCCCUGCGUCCAGCGUGGACGAGGAACGCCACAGUGCCAGCGAGUGUCCCGAGGGGGGCUCGGAGUCCGACAGCUCCCCAGACGGGCCCGGGAGAGGCCCCCGGGGGACCCGGGGCCGGGGCAGCGGGGUGCCUGUUAGCCUGGCCUCCCUGCGAGGCCUGCAGGGCCGGUCCAUGUCUGUCCCCGACGACGCUCACUUCAGCAUGAUGGUCUUCAGGAUUGGGAUCCCGGAUCUGCACCAGACGAAAUGCCUGCGCUUCAACCCCGACGCCACUAUCUGGACGGCCAAGCAGCAGGUGCUGUGUGCCUUGAGCGAGAGCCUGCAGGACGUCCUCAAUUAUGGCCUGUUCCAGCCGGCCACCUCGGGCCGGGACGCCAACUUCCUGGAGGAGGAGAGGUUGCUGAGAGAGUACCCCCAAUCCUUUGAGAAGGGGGUGCCCUACCUGGAGUUUCGAUACAAGACCCGAGUUUACAAACAGACCAACUUGGAUGAGAAGCAGCUGGCCAAGUUGCACACGAAGACGGGGUUGAAGAAGUUUCUGGAGUAUGUGCAGCUCGGGACGUCCGACAAGGUGGCACGGCUACUGGACAAGGGGCUGGACCCCAAUUAUCAUGACUCGGAUUCCGGAGAGACCCCCUUGACGCUGGCUGCGCAGACUGAAGGAUCCGUGGAGGUGAUCCGAACCCUGUGCCUGGGCGGGGCCCACAUCGACUUCCGGGCCCGGGAUGGCAUGACGGCGUUGCACAAAGCUGCAUGUGCCCGCCAUUGCCUGGCGCUCACGGCACUCCUGGACCUCGGGGGCUCCCCCAACUACAAGGACCGCCGGGGGCUGACCCCUCUGUUCCACACAGCUAUGGUGGGGGGGGACCCCCGGUGCUGCGAGCUGCUGUUGUACAACAGAGCCCAGCUGGGCACCGCCGACGAGAACGGCUGGCAGGAGAUCCACCAGGCCUGCCAGCGGGGCCACUCGCAACACCUGGAGCACCUGCUCUUCUACGGGGCGGAGCCCGGAGCCCAGAACGCGUCAGGGAACACAGCCCUGCACAUAUGUGCCCUCUACAACAAGGAGACCUGUGCCAGGAUCCUGCUGUACCGAGGGGCCAACAAGGACGUGAAGAAUAACAAGGGACAGACCCCUUUCCAGGUCGCAGUGAUUGCUGGGAACUUUGAGCUGGGAGAGCUGAUCCGAAACCACCGAGAACAGGAUGUGGUGCCCUUCCAGGAGUCCCCCAAAUAUGCAGCCCGGCGGCGAGGACCCCCGGGCGCAGGGCUGACGGUGCCCCCAGCCCUGCUGCGAGCCAACAGUGACACCAGCAUGGCCCUGCCCGACUGGAUGGUGUUCUCAGCGCCCGGCGCCUCAUCCUCCGGGGGCCCUGCUCCAAGCUCAGGGCCCCAGGGCCAGUCGCAGCCCCCAGCCCCCAGCACCAAGCUCAGCAGUGGGACCCUCCGAAGUGCCAGCAGCCCCCGAGGAGCCCGGGCCCGCUCCCCGUCCCGCGGGAGGCACCCUGAGGAAGCCAAGAGGCAGCCCAGAGGAAGGCCCAGCUCCAGUGGGACGCCCCGGGAAGGGCCGGCCGGGGGCACGGGGGGCUCGGGGGGCCCUGGGGGCUCCCUGGGCAGUCGCGGGAGGCGGAGGAAGCUCUACUCGGCCGUCCCUGGACGCUCCUUCAUGGCGGUGAAGUCGUACCAGGCCCAAGGCGAGGGGGAGAUCUCCUUGAGCAAGGGCGAGAAGAUCAAAGUGCUUAGUAUCGGGGAAGGAGGCUUCUGGGAAGGCCAGGUCAAAGGUCGUGUUGGGUGGUUUCCCUCUGACUGCCUGGAGGAGGUGGCCAACCGCUCCCAGGAGGGGAAGCAAGAAAGCCGGAGCGACAAGGCAAAGAGACUGUUCCGCCAUUACACCGUGGGCUCCUACGACAGCUUUGAUACCCCAAGCUUGAUGGAUGGGACUGGCCCUGGGAGCGAUUACAUCAUUAAGGAGAAGACCGUCUUGCUGCAGAAGAAGGACAGCGAGGGGUUUGGGUUCGUGCUCCGGGGGGCCAAGGCGCAGACCCCCAUCGAAGAGUUCACCCCCACCCCGGCCUUCCCGGCGCUGCAGUAUCUGGAGUCCGUGGACGAGGGGGGCGUGGCCUGGAGAGCCGGACUGCGCAUGGGCGACUUCCUCAUCGAGGUGAACGGGCAGAACGUGGUGAAGGUGGGCCACCGGCAGGUGGUGAACAUGAUCCGCCAAGGAGGCAACACGUUGAUGGUCAAGGUGGUGAUGGUUACCAGGCACCCGGACAUGGAUGAGGCCGUCCACAAGAAAGCACCCCAGCAGGCAAAGCGGCUCCCACCCCCGGCCAUCUCCCUACGUUCCAAGUCCAUGACCUCGGAACUGGAGGAUAUGGAGUACGACCACCAGUCUGCACCGAUGCCCAGCAUGGAGAAAAAACGGACCGUGUACCAGAUGGCUCUCAACAAACUGGAUGAAAUCUUGGCCGCAGCUCAGCAGACCAUCAGUGCCAGUGAGGGGCCUGGGCCUGGUGGCCUGGCGUCCCUGGGCAAACACCGGCCCAAAGGUUUCUUUGCCACUGAGGUGGACAGCCGCAGCAGCAGCGACCACCCCCUGGAGACCAUCAGUAGCGCUUCCACGCUCAGCAGUCUGUCCGCCGAAGGGGGCGGCAGCGCAGGGGCCGGCGCGGGAGGGGGGGCCGGCGCGGCCAGCGGGCCCGAGCUUCUGGACACCUACGUGGCCUACCUGGACGGCCAGGCCUUCGGGGGCGGUGGGCCCGCCGGCCCGCCGUACCCCCCCCAGCUCAUGACCCCCUCUAAGCUGCGGGGACGGGCCCUCGGGGGCAGCGGAGGCCUGCGACCUGGCCCCAGUGGGGGACUCCGCGACCCUGUCACCCCCACCAGCCCCACUGUCUCAGUGACGGGGGCCGGAACCGAUGGGCUGCUGGCCCUGAGUGGCGGACCCUCGGCGUCGGGUGUGGCCGGGGGGCCGGUAGCCGUGGAGGCAGAAGGCCCGGCCCUGCCCUUGCCGACAGCCUCGUCCCUGCCUCGCAAGCUGCUGCCUUGGGAGGAAGGGCCAGGCCCCCCGCCACCGCCCCUGCCUGGGCCCCUGGCCCCGCCUCAAGCCUCAGCCUUGGCGACAGUCAAAGCCAGCAUCAUCAAUGAACUGAGCUCCAAGCUCCAGCAGUUUGGGGGCUCCGCGGCAGCCGGUGGCCCUCUGCCCUGGGCGCGAGGAGGCAGCGGGGGAAGCACGGACAGCCACCACGGGGGACCAAGCUACGUCCCCGAGAGGACGUCCUCCCUGCAGCGGCAGAGACUCUCAGAAGAUUCCCAGUCUUCACUUCUCUCCAAACCAGUCAGCAGCCUGUUUCAGAACUGGCCCAAGCCACCUCUGCCAUCACUCCCCACGGGAACAGGGGUCCCUCCUUCUGCUGCGGCGGCCCCCGGCGCCACCUCACCCUCGGCCUCCUCCUCCACGUCCACCCGCCACCUCCAGGGCGUGGAUUUCGAGAUGCGGCCCCCUCUGCUCCGCCGGGCGCCCAGCCCCUCACUGCUGCCCGCCUCGGAGCACAAGGUCAGCCCUGCUCCACGACCCUCGUCCCUGCCCAUCCUGCCCUCCGGACCCCUGUACCCAGGCCUCUUCGACAUCCGUGGCUCUCCCACUGGAGGGGCAGGGGGCUCGGCUGACCCCUUCGCCCCCGUCUUCGUGCCACCUCACCCAGGGAUGUCUGGGGGCCUUGGGGGAGCCUUGUCGGGGGCCUCCCGCUCCCUCUCACCGACCCGCCUGCUUUCGCUGCCCCCGGACAAGCCAUUUGGCGCCAAACCCCUGGGCUUCUGGACCAAGUUCGACGUGGCCGAUUGGCUGGAGUGGCUGGGCUUGGCCGAGCACCGAGCCCAGUUCCUAGACCAUGAGAUCGAUGGCUCCCACCUGCCCGCCUUGACCAAGGAGGACUACGUGGAUCUGGGUGUGACCAGGGUGGGCCACCGAAUGAACAUUGACCGGGCUCUCAAGUUUUUCCUGGAGAGGUGA